Molecule: messenger RNA, 1958 nt
Organism: Sus scrofa (pig)
Lineage: Eukaryota; Metazoa; Chordata; Mammalia; Artiodactyla; Suidae
Gene: INHBB
Product: inhibin subunit beta B
Cellular component (GO): extracellular region
Molecular function (GO): growth factor activity; cytokine activity
Source: RefSeq, marked provisional
GAGCCUGGAGACAACUUUGCCGUGUGACGCGCCCGAAGGACCGCAGGGCCCGCGGCCCGGGGCUCUGCGCCGCUUCUGAACCGACCCGUGCUCCCCGGCGCCCCCGGCACCGCGCUCGCUCCGCUCCUUUGCCCGCCCGGCGGCCGGUGGAGAGGACAACCCGCCCGUCGCCGGCGGCAGCAGCCCUUCCUCCGCGCGAGGCGGCGAGGGCGAGACGCUCAGGUGUGAGCGCCGGGCCCCGCCACAGCGCCACUCCAAGCCGCGCCCGGUUCCGCUCCGGGGGCUCAGGCGCCUUCGCUUUCAUCUCGGCCAAGUUGCUUCGACCGGCCUUUUCGCCACCUUCCCCGCCCGGCGGCGAAGCCGCCGCUGCCGCCGCUUUCGCUUCACCCGAGCGGGGCCUGCGGGGCCCCGACGCGGAAAGGAUGGGGAGAAGGCUGCGGAUGCCGAGGCGCCCCGAGACGCCCGAGUGGCAGUGACCCCUCGCUACCGCCUCGCCCAGCGCACCUCUCCGGCUCCCGGGGCCCACCGCACCCCUUCCCCGCCGCGCGGGAAUCCCCGCGGCCCGGCCGGCCCCCUCCCCUGUGAGCCGGCGGCGGCCCUCCCGGCGGGCGGGUGGAGGCCCGGGCGGGCGCGGGCGGGGGCGGGGCGGGGCGGCGCGCCUGGAGCCCGGAGCCCGGCCCUGCGCUCGGCUCGGCUCGCCUCGCGGCGGGCGCCCUCGUCGCCAGCGGCGCACCAUGGACGGGCUGCCCGGUCGGGCGCUGGGGGCCGCCUGCCUUUUGCUGCUGGCGGCCGGCUGGCUGGGGCCCGAGGCCUGGGGCUCACCCACGCCCCCGCCGUCGCCAGCCGCUCCACCUCCGCCCCCGCCGCCCGGAGCCCUCGGCGGCUCCCAGGACACCUGCACGUCGUGCGGCGGCUUCCGGCGGCCAGAGGAGCUGGGCCGGCUGGACGGCGACUUCCUGGAGGCGGUGAAGCGCCACAUCUUGAACCGCCUGCAGAUGCGGGGCCGACCCAACAUCACCCAUGCCGUGCCCAAGGCCGCCAUGGUCACGGCCCUGCGCAAACUACAUGCGGGCAAGGUGCGCGAGGACGGCCGGGUGGAGAUCCCGCACCUGGACGGCCACGCCAGCCCUGGCGCCGACGGCCAAGAGCGGGUCUCCGAGAUCAUCAGCUUCGCAGAGACAGAUGGCCUCGCCUCCUCCCGGGUCCGCCUGUACUUCUUCAUCUCCAACGAGGGUAACCAGAACCUGUUCGUGGUACAGGCCAGUCUGUGGCUCUACCUGAAGCUGCUGCCUUACGUUCUGGAGAAGGGCAGCCGGCGCAAGGUUCGGGUCAAGGUGUACUUCCAGGAGCCGGGUCACGGCGACCGCUGGGACGUGGUGGAGAAGCGUGUGGACCUGAAGCGCAGCGGCUGGCACACCCUCCCGCUCACCGAGGCCAUCCAGGCCCUGUUUGAGCGGGGCGAGCGGCGCCUCAACCUGGACGUGCAGUGCGACGGCUGCCAGGAGCUGGCCGUGGUGCCCGUGUUUGUGGACCCGGGCGAGGAGUCACACCGGCCCUUCGUGGUGGUGCAGGCGCGACUGGGUGACAGCAGGCACCGCAUCCGCAAGCGGGGCCUGGAGUGUGACGGCCGGACCAACCUCUGUUGCAGGCAACAGUUCUUCAUCGACUUCCGCCUCAUUGGCUGGAGUGACUGGAUCAUCGCGCCCACCGGCUACUAUGGGAACUACUGUGAGGGCAGCUGUCCGGCCUACCUGGCAGGGGUGCCAGGCUCCGCCUCAUCCUUCCACACGGCCGUGGUCAACCAGUACCGCAUGCGGGGCCUGAACCCGGGCACAGUGAACUCCUGCUGCAUCCCCACCAAGCUGAGCACCAUGUCCAUGCUCUACUUCGAUGACGAGUACAACAUCGUCAAGCGGGACGUGCCCAACAUGAUCGUGGAGGAGUGUGGCUGUGCCUGA